Lacerta agilis (Sand lizard) is the source of this 1333-nucleotide messenger RNA. RefSeq names its product SPOUT domain containing methyltransferase 1 (gene SPOUT1). NCBI's taxonomy places the organism in Eukaryota, Metazoa, Chordata, Lepidosauria, Squamata, Lacertidae. Gene Ontology annotation, molecular function: miRNA binding. The record is from RefSeq and is a predicted model, not a curated record. The coding region runs from base 43 to 1167 and encodes 374 amino acids. Gene Ontology annotation, biological process: maintenance of centrosome location; miRNA processing. The transcript has 12 exons. Gene Ontology annotation, cellular component: mitotic spindle; kinetochore; spindle pole centrosome.
CCCCGCCCCCAAGCUGUAGGAUGGUGAUUGGGCGAGUGGAACAUGGCGGAGAAAAGCCAGGCGAAGCGCUUACGGGAGGGAGAAGACAGAAAAAUGGACUGGCGCAAAUGGAAGCAGGAAAAGAAGGAGGAGAAGAAGAAAUGGAAGGAGCUGAAGCUGUUGAGGAAACUGGAUAAGAAGAUGAUGCAGGAAGUGGCAGAGAAACAGAAAGAGGAGGCAAAGCCCAUUGAAGAUAAAGGACGCAACUACACAGUCAGCGUUGCCCUUCCGGGCUCCAUUCUCAGCAAUGCCCAGUCGGCAGAGUUGCGGACUUACCUUGCCGGGCAGAUUGCCAGGGCCUGCGUCAUCUUCUGCGUGGAUGAGAUUGUGGUGUUUGAUGAGCAAGGGGAGGAUUCAAAGACGGUGGAAGGUGAAUUUGAAGGGGUCAAGAAGAGAGGUCAGGCCUGCGUGCAGCUGGCCCGGAUUCUGCAGUACCUGGAAUGCCCCCAGUACCUUAGGAAGUCUUUUUUCCCCAAACACCAGGACCUCCAGUUUGCAGGGCUCUUAAACCCCUUAGACAGCCCUCACCACGUGCGGAUAGGUGAGGAAUCGGAGUAUCGGGAAGGAGUGGUUUUGUCACGGCCCACCAAGCCUGGCCGGGGAUCCUUUGUGAACUGUGGAAUGCAAAAGGAGGUACAAAUCGAUAAGCAGCUGGAGGCAGGCCUUCGUGUCACAGUGCAUCUCAACCCACAGCAAAACCCAGAGAGCAAAACACAGAAGGGGGUGGUCGUUUCAUCGCACCAGCCCCGAACUGCUUCUGGGCUCUACUGGGGCUACAGCGUCCGCUUGGCAUCCUGUCUGAGUGCUGUGUUUGCUGAGUCCCCAUAUAAAGAAGGCUACGACCUCUCCAUUGGAACCUCUGAGCGAGGGGCCUCCGUAGACCAGGCAACUCUGCCUCCUUUCAGACAUGCUUUGAUAGUUUUCGGAGGCUUGCAAGGCCUGGAGGCAAGCGUGGACAUGGACCUGAACCUGGAGGUCACAGAUCCAAGCACCUUGUUUGACUUUUAUUUGAACACCUGUCCGGGGCAGGGCAGCCGCACCAUCAGGACCGAGGAAGCAAUUCUCAUCUCUCUGUCGGCGCUGAGACCUCGGAUUGAAGAAGCAGUGAAGAAAGGCAGCAGCCACUGAACAGAAGCAGAAACUCAAGCGUCCAACAUGGGCAGACCAUCACCAAUCUUUACCUCUCCCAGCCAACUUAACACCGAAAUGUGAAGCAGGACCAUCUUCUCUCUCUGGUGGGAGGUCAGGAAACUAACCUCCCUGCUGCCACUGGAUGAUUGAGAGCAGAGCAGGU